CUGCCUGCUUGGGUACGGAAGCCCUGUUGGUCCAAAGUGUUAAUAGCGAUUCAUUGACAGCACUCGGACGUAAGGACACCUUGUUACCUGCAGCCAGGCUCAGCAGUUGGACUCAGUAUCCACGGUGAAAUCGACAUGAGAGUUUUAAUAGGAGGGGGGUCUGGCUUUGUGGGUCGUGAACUAACUCGCCUUCUCAAAGCAAAAGGCCAUGAGGUCACCAUUAUAUCCCGCCAGCCUGGUCCAGGGAAAAUAACAUGGGGUGAGUUGGAGUCGAGCGGCCUCCCACCAUGUGAGGGUGCAGUCAACUUGGCAGGAGAGAAUCUGAUGAAUCCUCUACGCUGGUGGAAUGAAAGCUAUAAAAAGGAUCUGUUCUCCAGUCGGAUCGACACUACUAAAACUCUGGCUCAAGCCAUUGCAGCUUCAUCCAGUCCGCCUCACUCCUGGGUCUUGGUAUCAGGAGUAGCUUGUUACAAGCCCAGUUUGACAGCAGAGUACACCGAGGACAGUGAAUGGACACCGUUUGACCUCCUCUCCAGACUUGUGAAAGAGUGGGAGGCUGCUGCACUUCUUCCUGAGACUGUGGCUAAAACCACUAAACAAGUGGUCAUCAGACCUGGGGCAGUAUUGGGCCGUGAUGGCGGUGCCAUGAAGCAGAUGCUGCUGCCCUUCUGGCUCGGUCUCGGGGGGACUCUGGGGUCGGGUGGACAGCCGUUUCCCUGGAUCCACGUCUCUGACCUGGCUGGAAUCAUCGCCCACAGCCUGGAGCCCCCUGCUGACACCCCGACCCCUUCCCAACAAGUGUUCAACGGGGUCGCACCUGCACUGAACACCAACUAUGAGUUCACUAAAGAGCUGGGCCGCCUCAUGAGGAGGCCCACUAUUUUCCCUGUGCCCGGCUUUGUUAUGAACACCUUCAUGGGCUCUGAGCGGGCUGUGGUCCUCACGCAGGGCCAGAGAGUCGUACCAAAGAGGACUCAGGAGGAUGGAUUUCAGUACGAGUACCCGGACCUGACCUCAGCACUGAAAGAGAUUGUUGGGAGUUAACAGAUAUUGAAGGAAAAGUGUGCUUUACUUGUGACUUUACCUUUUUGAAUAUCUACUUAAGAGCAAAAAUAUUCGCAAAAAUAACAGCUGGAAUCAGUUUUUGUAAAAGAAUGUGUCUGAUGUUUGCUCGAGUCAUAUGAAACCAGUCUUUGGAUCCGGUUGCAAAAACUGUUAUUCUCUGCAGAGGGUCUGUUCAGCCUGUGCAUUAAAACAGAUCAGCAAAAACUCAGACUCAAUGGACUAUUUAAGGGUUAACUCUGGGACAGUUUUCAAGAUGACUUUUGUAGUGUUCAGAGUUAUUCAAAGGCGACAAUGAGGGACAGAAAAAUUGCUUGUGCCUAAUAAAUGGACUCAACUGUAGACGUCCUGAUCACAGCAAUUCAGUGGAUUGGACAACAAGUGAGGGAAUCUGGAACCUGGUGUGACUCAGAAUAUGAUAUGUAAAAAAACACAAGAUUAUAAAAUGAGAUAAAAUAAUCAUCAACUUUCAUUUCUGUGUUUCUGCCUGAAAAGUUUUGUUCAUGGUUAAAAAAAUACCAAAAUAGUUCCCAGUGAAAUCCAAUGCUCCUCUGAGCACAGCAUUAAAACUGAACAUGGCAUCGAGUAACCUCAAAAGGACAUAGGUAAAUCUCUUUAACAGAGAACAUUUUAACCCUGUUCUCCUUUACAAAAUGCAACAUAUGAUUAAUUAACUUUCCACAGAGAAACAUUAUUUCACAAUCAUGUCAUUAAUGUUUCAGCAACAGAAAGUUACCACAAAGAUCAGCUGUUCUUUAAGAAAUGGGGAUCUUUCAGUAAAGAGAUAUUGUCUCUUUGUAUCAUCUGAGUUUAGACGACGCGCUGAAUCAUGAAGAAUGUGACUUUCUAUCGCAGCAGGCUGUGUAUUUAAAAUAUGUAUAAAAAUGGACUUUGAUUUAUUACAGGUUGUGCACAAUAAAGUUUGGUGAGUGAA
Molecule: messenger RNA, 1996 nt
Organism: Notolabrus celidotus (New Zealand spotty)
Lineage: Eukaryota; Metazoa; Chordata; Actinopteri; Labriformes; Labridae
Gene: sdr39u1
Product: short chain dehydrogenase/reductase family 39U, member 1
Exons: 6
Coding region: 136-1044 (302 amino acids)
Source: RefSeq, a predicted model, not a curated record